Molecule: messenger RNA, 2287 nt
Organism: Eupeodes corollae
Lineage: Eukaryota; Metazoa; Arthropoda; Insecta; Diptera; Syrphidae
Product: protein RCC2-like
Exons: 6
Coding region: 274-1722 (482 amino acids)
Source: RefSeq, a predicted model, not a curated record
GUGACGCUCAAUCGAAGAAGCGUUCACUUCACUUGACUUUACCUCACAUUACCAUACUCAAGCGGCAUACUGAAUUACAAAGGAAAAAGAAACGUUUGGUAUUUGCUUGGUUGAUUUAAUUGGUUUGGUCAUCAUUCUGUUAUUAAAAUUUCCUCAAUAAUCUUACAAAAUUAGUUUGUUAUUUGCAAACAAAACGAAUUACAAUAACAUUUUCCAUGUUUUAAAGUUUUUGUUAUAAAAUUUGUGUUUUUGAAAGUUUUAAAAAGUAUUAUUAUGUCUGCUAAACGUAAGUCAGGAGUAAACAACGCUGGGCCCAACAAACGCCGACCAAAGAAGAAGGAAUCCGAUUACGAAGAUGAAGUAAGUGAUGGUUCGGGUGACGAGGCAAAAAAUGCUUCGGUAGCUGUGGAAGUCCUUAUACCGCACGAUGAAUUGGAUCCACCCACAAAGUUGCCAGAGGAUUUACUUCAAACAUUCGAAAAAGAUGCUGGUCAAUUGAUGAUUGCUGGUAUGGUGACAUGGGAUGCAACUGGUAAAAGGGACCGCAAGAAUGUUGAAAAGAACCGUCCCAAUCUUUUCUCUUUUCAUCGAUUUACAAGUGCAAAGUAUCGCUUUUGUGUUAGUGGCUGUUCAUCAGCUCACAGUAUUUUGAUAAAUAUGGAUAAAAAAGCAUUGACCUUUGGCCGCAACCCUAAUGGACAGUUAGGUUUACCAGAUGUUAAGCUUUGUGAAAAACCAACAAUUGUCCCAGCACUGCAACACUUAAAUGUCAUUCAAGCAGCAUGUGGAAGACAUCAUUCUUUGUUUCUUACAGACACUGGAACUGUCUAUGCUUGUGGUGAAAAUAAGAUGGGACAAUGUGGUGUCGGUAACAAUCAGCCGACCAUAAAUACUCCAACAAGAAUAAACUAUCGAGGACCACCAAUUAUUCGUGUUGCUUGUGGUGCAGAAUUUUCCGUUAUCCUCGAUAUCAAGGGAAAUUUACAUACUUUUGGUUUGCCAGAGUUCGGUCAGCUUGGUCACAAUACUGACGCUAAAUACUUUGUGAAUGCAAACAAAUUAUCAUUCCAUUAUGAAACGUCGCCUAAAAAAGUCGUUCUCUACAUUGAAAAAUCCAAGGAAGGUCAUGUAACUCCUGUCGAUAAUGUUCAGAUUGUUGAUUUUGCCUGUGGAAACAAUCAUACUGUUGCUGUUGAUUCAAAAAGACGUGUUUACAGUUGGGGCUUCGGAGGCUUUGGAAGACUGGGGCAUGCUGAACAGAAAGAUGAGAUGGUGCCCAGACUUAUCAAAUAUUUCGACACACAAGGGCGUGGUGUACGAAGUGUUCACUGUGGGUCCACUUUUAGUUUAGCCGUUAAUGAUAUCGGUGUCCUAUUCUUAUUUGGACAAAACAAAAAGACUGGCGAGGCAAAUAUGUAUCCAAAACCAGUACAGGAUCUUUCAGGAUGGCAUAUAACAAGCAUCGGCUGCGCAAAUACAUCAAUUAUAAUUUCAGCAGAUGACACACUCAUUGCUUGGGGUGCCUCUCCAACAUACGGCGAGCUCGGAAUUGGCGAGUUCCAGAAAUCUUCCACUGUUCCUAAGGAAGUUCCUAAGAUGGACGGCAUGAAAAUUCCCCAAUGCACAAUGGGCUUCUCUCAUUCCUUAAUAUUGGUGAAUACAGAUGAUGAGAACACUAAAAAUAAGUACGAAAAAAUGCCCGAAUACACUAUCGAAGAAUAAUCCAUUAGAUGUAGGAAAAACAUUUGUCUUAUAACAACUUCUCGAAAAAAAAAGAAAAACAAACUAGCCUCCAACAACUUUUAUUUUAUAUAUAUAUAUAAUAGUAAUAAGACUCGUUCAAAAUCAUUAUCGUACGUCGAAUUCAACAUCAUUAAACCACUCAAAAGAAUCAAUUAUACAAAAAGUAAUAAGCCAAGCAAAUCAGUUCACAAAAACCAUUUAAUUUUUUAAUAUAUAACUAUGUAAGCGAAUUUAUUUUGUACUUGAAAUUAAAUAUAAAAAUAUCGAUUUCACCCUCAAUAAUAAUGAUAAUAUUUAUAAAAUAUUUUUUUUUUUUUGUAAUUUGUAAUCAAUAAGUGUUUGGUAAUUUGUUUAUGGUUGAAUUUAUAGUUCUUAAUUGUUCAGUCCGGGUAAUUGGAGUUAUCAAGAAAGUAUUAAAAAUCAAAUUUCUCCUAAGUAGUUGUAGAACGCUUAUACGAAAGAACAAAUAAAUCAACCAAAAAGUAUUUUUGUCAAGAACAAAAAAAAACAAUAAAUCUGAUUACACCGAAAAAACGUUUUUUUU